Messenger RNA from Haliotis rubra (blacklip abalone), 5241 nucleotides. Its product is annotated as myosin light chain kinase, smooth muscle-like. Gene Ontology annotation, biological process: synapse organization. Gene Ontology annotation, cellular component: neuron projection membrane. Lineage: Eukaryota; Metazoa; Mollusca; Gastropoda; Lepetellida; Haliotidae. The record is from RefSeq and is a predicted model, not a curated record. The coding region runs from base 704 to 1627 and encodes 307 amino acids. The transcript has 8 exons.
GUGUACUCGCUACGGGCGCUGUGCAAAGCCUGCGCUACAACAGGGGUCGUGAGCGAAAGCUGGGAUUUGAGAUAUGCUCCGGAUUAGCGUACCCGCAUUGUGUCAGCGCGGACCAACUGACCAAUCAACCAGGGACUAAACUUACGAGAGGCGAUUAACACCUUGUUAGAGUCGCCGACAACGCUAUGUACAUGUCUCGCUGAAAAAAGAAGUAUUGUCCCUACACCCCUUUCACAGGAGUAGACUCGCCUGCCCGACAGUUCGAGCGAUUAUACUUCGCCGCAUGUGGUACAAUCCCAUUCGAGUUUUUCGCCGAUGCGAGGAAUACUGUUUUAGCGAGCGUGGAACCAACUAUAAGCCACUAUCGCACCGUUAACUGACUCGGCCCACGGCUGGGAACACAGAUUCAAAGGAAAAAAGGUGGAAUAUUUCAUUUUAUCUGUUUGACGAGAUUUCGGUCUGUGGCGAGCUUGGAUGUUCUCCAGCAGUUCCCGAUAUGUAACCGACGUUGUGUCAUUCUAUGGAGCGCCCGGAAAGCGACGUUUUAACCAAAAUGUUGGAACUAAGCUGGGAGAGAUUCCUGGCUUAUUGAGAAGGCAAUAAGCUCUACCGGAGCAAUCAAUAGUCACAGCGCUCUCUACCACCGGAUUAACAUAGUCGUAGUAAUUGGAAGUUUUAAUAUACCAGUGCCAUUUCUGUGAAAAUGUUGGAGGAACUAAGGCUGUUGUUUCAUCUCGUCUUGCUCGUGGUCGUCACAGCCUAUGACAAACCCUUCGUCCAGACGCCGACGUGGCAGGCGAAACCCCCUGCGUUUGCCCCCACCCCCGACAACUACACCUACGAGGCGGGGAAGCUGGCGCUACUGAAGUGUGAAGUACACAACCUCGGCAAGAAGAAGGUAACAUGGCGUCGAGCGUCAUCACCGAACCCUCUAACUAUCGGCACCAUGGCGUUUGUGGAGGACGAAAGGAUCACCGUUGAACAUCCGCCCUCGACUGGCGAGUGGAACCUCAUGAUCAAGCGGGUGCAGAUCGAAGAUGCCGGAGUGUACGAAUGUCAGAUUGCUUCAAAGGCGCGCCACCUCCGUAAACACGUCCUGCUGGUAGUGAAAGAACCAAAAAUACCGGAGACUAAACAUAUGCAUCGUGUCUCGGCUACUGGAAUUAAAGAUGAUCUUUAUGAUAUCCAGAUAACCGGCGAGGAGUUUGUGGAACAAGGGAAAAAGAUCUAUCUCAUCUGCAAUGCCACGGGGAAAGAACACUCACCCGAUGACUUGGACUGGUUCAAGAACGGAAACAAGCUAACCACAGAAUUUGUCCGGAAGAUCUACAUACGGAAAUUUGUUUCUUUGACAACGAAAACUAUUGUUAGCAUCCUGGAAAUAAAGAAUGCUAAACUGAGUGACGCUGGGAUGUAUGUGUGUCGGACGUCGGACCUGCAGAUCACCAGUAGAAGAAUCAACGUAUUGAAAACUAAUAAAGACAACGUGAAACGAGGAACUCCCAAAGACCAUUCAGAUUCUAAUUCGGGGAGGACAUUGUUUGGCAGCUGUUCUACGAGCUUAGUGUUAACAUUAAUAUCAUUAUUGACAAUAAGAUACAGACUUGAAGUGAUGGUGUUGAGAUGAUUUGGGAGACUUGUACCGUGUUGUAAGUAAGCCGAGUUACUGCUACAUUUAUCAUCAUAGCACAUGUACAUUCCGUUCGUUUCCGACCCUUGCAAGGUGCAUACCUCUCUCUUGGUGGUAAACACAGGUUAGUGCAUUUCGACUAUUAGAACCCAUCAAACGGGAAAGGAAUGGAUCCAAAAUUACGAAAUCGUAUCAAGAAUCAACAUUAAUGGACUCUGUCGAUAGGCAAAGAGGAAUUAUGACAAGGUUCGUCUAUUGUGGUUGUGAUGGUGGUGCUGAUGGGGGCUGUGGAUGAUGGUGAAACUGACACGACACGGCGGGAGGACAUCCCGUACAGGACGACAUCAACAACGGUGAAACGACGCCCAGGGAUACCAACGCGUCGUUUGUGUCCAGUCGUAUUUCUAACUUUACAUCCAAUGGAUACUGUGUAACAAAAGACGUGUUUCAAAACAAAAGACAUGUUUGUACAUAAUGUAUUACUCGAGGUGGAGAAUCUGCCUGUAAUACAAGAAGGUGAUAUGCGGGUGAGAUGUAGUGAUUGAUCGUUGAUUGUAAUUCUAUAUUUCUACACAGUGAGGACUAUGCUUGUGAUGUACGGAUUGCUACUGUUCUCAAAAGAAGAACUAGGGUGACAAUGUAUCACCCGAGUGAGACAGCUGUAAUGAUAUGUCCAUUAUGUCUGGUCAGAGGAGCUGUUCGUGACUAUGUCACACCCGUGUUAGACAAGUGUAAUCACAUACAGAAGGGCGCAUAACCUCUCCCCUUUCGGAAAUAACGCAACAUGCAAGGGCACAUAUCUGAAGGUGGUGUACGACAAUGGACAUAGGGCAUUGGAGCACCACCGGCCCAGUGUCCGGUGUUUGAGUCUACUGACCAGCGGUCUCUAUUAUUGGACAGGCGUCAUUCUCCCGUUGGGGAACCAGGCGGAUGAGAAGAAAGGAACUCACAUGUGUAUAAAUUUAUGUUUCAGUUCAAUUGAAAGUUUCUCAAAGUUUCCUGUUUGAAACAAGUAACCUGACAAGUUGACAUAUUUCUUUAGGUUGCAGAUUGUCCAUCGACCUACUGAUGUUAAUUUUGUGAAUGUUUUCAAAUGUGCAUGACUGAAUAACGAGUUGACACGCAACUGGUAACCAAUGUUGAGGGUAACAUGUACAUUUAUAUAUUUGUUAAUAAUCUUGUAACAUGGAGGGUGCUUCAGGGGAGGGCGUGGUUUCCCUGGGGUCCGAGCAUAUCUCUAACGGGACAAUACAUCCUGAGUUCUACCGUCUCAUUUUAAUAAUUUAGGAGGUAUUUGGAGUUGUGUGAGUUAUUUCGUCUUAAUGAAAAAAGGCCUUUUAGAGUUUAUUACAAAAUGUCAAAGUAUUCAGAAGUUCUCAAAUACCCAUGUUUACACUACAACAAUCCCCCGAAUGUUGGUACCGCUAGGAAGCUUCCGCACAGUGGGGCGACAUGUGCAGUAUCUGGUACCGCUAUGUUUUAACAGUUAGAAGAAAAUAUUUCAUACCUCAUAAGUGUAUCUUUUUACUUCGUGGUAAUGCGUGUAGGCAUAGCAACCGAUACAUUUUGAAGUGUAUGCCUCGGAUGUUAUUUAUGUAUCUAUAUAUAUAGUCGAUGAUCGUUUGCACAUAUUAUCAUUUUAUAACCAUACGUUAUGCCUCGUUCCCGGCGUUGUUCCUGAAGACAGCCGGUCGUCGGUUGUGUCUCAAAUGAAGCUGUCAUAAAUCAGAAACUUAUAAAUUCUUUGGAAGUAUACAUUUGUAAGCAAAUGCUUUGAGUCUGUUCACCUCGCGGUUUGUGUGGGGAGGGCAUUGGAAUGGAUAAUAAGCCGUAAAACACUCGACAAAAUCACUUUUGUCGUUUACCCUUGAGUUUUCGCACUAUUGGAGAGCGUCUGGUGUAUCUCAUACACUGUCGAUCAUUCAAUGUAGUGGGCGAACUGAGCGCCAUGUGACGUCAUUACCUUAUUUCCACAUCAGUAGACGCCGGCCGCCUCGGUUAGGUUUAGUACAUUCCUAGCUGCAUUCUGCACUGGCAAAAAACCAAAGAUGUAUGGGAUGAAUAUUUUAACAGAGAACAGAACUGCUUUCCGCGAUUAGAGGUGUCUGCUGUCGUUAAAACCUAAGCCUUCUAUUUUUCUUUUGAUGUUUGGGCGUUAAAGUACCCAUGGCCAGUAAUAGUAUACUCUUAAGGCAAAUACGUUUCCACGAGGUGAAUCUAUUACUGAGGCCUGUCUCUGAAACGUGAGUAAAAGGUGCUGAGCGAUCGGGGAUAUGAACUCUUAGAGACGGCCAGUGUAGAUUUGGACAUAACUUAAGCGGUUAGAUUCCGGAGGUCAGGUCAUUCUUGUGACGUAAAUAUACCCACACGUUUCUCAAGUGACUUUUUCUGUUUAAGCAAUAAACUCCUGAUAUCCUGUAUUAUACCAACAUGUGCACAGACAACCGGCAAUACGUGCCCAUAAUCUAGUCAGUUCCCGCAUCAACCUCUCUGAUCUCUUCCUACCAUGUAUUCUGUGAUGAUAAACUAGCCUUAUAUCUGAGAACGGGUGACACAAUGUAAUCUAUAUAUAUGUUUGAAGAUCUUUUCGACAGUUGUGUCUGUUAAUACAGCUGUGUUACAUGGUGUAUGUGGCAAGCAACAGGGUGUUUCAAUAUGUAAGAGGCAAGACACCGGGUGUUCCAAUAUAUAUAUAUAUAUAUAUGUAGUAUCCCGUUAAUGUAAGGCCACAUGAUGUACCACGUUCUCACCACCAACCUUCCAAAUGUUUGUUUAGAUGUUUAUUAGCUAAAUGUUUUGUACUUUCAUAUUUCAGUCCAAUACAUAUGCGAGACAUAGCAACAUCAUUGGAUAUGGAAUAAAGAUCAGCUUUCCAAAUGAAAUGAUCAAAACAUUUCGCAUUGCUGUGACGUGUGAUGAGAACAAAUGCUUUCAUAUGUGAUGAGAACAAAAGAUUGUAUUUCAUGGGGCCUACAGUGGAACGGGGUCGUUGCUAACGGUGCAAGAUGAUAUCGUUAGCCGCUACAUAUGAUUAAUACGACAUCCAUCUGUUCGUUAGAAUGAUCAACGUACAAGCGCCAUCCAACACUUGAUCCUCGUCUCAUAGCACAACUUGCAGUAACCCUAUGUGUAUCCCGGGCCUGUUCAUUGCUUCGAUCAUUGUGUAUACAAAAUCUGUAUGUUUUUUAUUUCUUAAUUGUUAUGUUUACAUAGUUUUAUAUUUAUUUUCACAUUUGUUUUAAAGAUGAAAAAGAAUAUUUAAAUAUGGGCGUUCCGUAGUCGUAGCUGAUUGAAGUAGGAAAAUCUUGUACAUAGGUGAUCACCAGUAGUACUGUGUAGUUAAGCUGUCCAAGUAGUCCAAUUACACUAGCAUUGUUUGCACAUUUGAGGAGCUCUAUCCGUUAUGUUCACGGUACAUUUCGUUAAUUCGCACUGACUUGGUAGAAUGUGAUCAUUUUCUUGUUCAGACAAUCUUGUGUUGAUUCCUAGUAGUGAGAUGUACGACAUGUCCAUGUCUGUCAAUCAUGUUGUCAUAUCUCUACAGAUCAUUGUAAAUAUCCUCAAUCAUUCUUCACUCACAAAGAGAUUACCAAUAAAGUUUUUUGAAUGAA